Chlorella variabilis is the source of this 2471-nucleotide messenger RNA. RefSeq lists its product as hypothetical. Lineage: Eukaryota; Viridiplantae; Chlorophyta; Trebouxiophyceae; Chlorellales; Chlorellaceae. Gene Ontology annotation, molecular function: beta-galactosidase activity. The record is from RefSeq and is a predicted model, not a curated record. Gene Ontology annotation, cellular component: vacuole. The coding region runs from base 78 to 2471 and encodes 797 amino acids. Gene Ontology annotation, biological process: carbohydrate metabolic process. The transcript has 20 exons.
CUACGGCGGCUGUGGUUGCGGUGUGUUUGUCACAGAGCCCAGCCAAAGUGAUCAGCCAGGCUCGGGAGUGGCUUCCGAUGAGGGGGGUGCCCCUGCUGCUGGCGGCCCUGCUGCUGGCCUGUCAGGCCUGCCACGGAGUGGGAGAUCACCCCGCAUGCCGGCAGAAGGAUGCGGGCCUGCAGAUUCGUUCCGACCGCUUCUUCCUGGACGGCAAGCCCCUGCAAAUCAUCAGUGGCAGCAUGCAUUAUUUUCGCAUCCAUCCAAGCCAUUGGCGUGACCGCCUCCAGCGCGCUGCCGCUAUGGGCAUCAACACAGUCGAGGUGUAUUCCCCGUGGAACCUCCACGAGCCUUACCCAGGAGAGUAUGUGUGGACCGGGUUUGCAGACAUCGAGCGCUGGAUGGCUCUGAUCCAGGAGGCCGGUCUGAAGGUGCUGCUGAGGCCGGGACCCUACAUCUGCGCAGAGUGGGACAACGGCGGCUUCCCCUUCUGGUUUGCCUCCUCCAAGGUGGCUGGCGGGCGCACCAUGCGCAUGCGUACGGCUGACCCAGCCUACCUGGACCACGUGGGGCGCUGGUGGGCGACGCUCUUUGCCAAGCUGCGCCGCUACCUGCACAACACCAUACUCAUGGUGCAGAUUGAGAAUGAGUAUGGCUUCUGUGGGGAGGAUAAGAGUUACCUGCGCCACCUGGCGGGCUUGGUGCGCACCCACCUCUCCUCUGACAUCCUUCUCUUCACCACCGACCCGCCCGGGGUGGCACCGCGCGGCACCAUCCCAGGGGACGAGGUUUACACGGUUGUAGACUUUGGGCCUGGCUGGUUUGACCCAAACUAUGCGUUUGGCGUACAGAAGAGCCUCAACGCACCCGGCAAGUCGCCGCCCUUCUGCUCCGAAUUCUACACGGGUUGGCUGACGCACUGGGGUGAGCAGAUGUCCAACACCUCAACCGAGGUGCUGCUGAAAGACACGCAGGUCCUGCUCGAGUAUGCCAAUUCCACCGCCAGUCUGAGCUUCUACAUGGUCCAUGGUGGCACCAAUUUCGGGUUCUGGGCGGGCGCCAACGUGGACGGCACCCGCUACCUGCCCCACAUAACCAGCUACGACUACGACUCCCCAAUCAGCGAGGCGGGCGACUACUGCCAGCCGGGCAUCGGCGGCGCCUGCAAGUACCACGCGCUGCGUGACCUCAUUGCGCAGCACACGGGGCGCACGCUGCCGCCCGUACCCCCGCGCCCGGCGAUACAGAAGUACGGGCGCGUGGAGCUCAGGGACUCGCUGCCGCUGUUGGACGCCGUGGAGCAGCUGUAUGGCACGGAUGGCGGCGUGCGCACCGAGCUGCCCGACAUCAUGGAGGAGUACGGUCAGUGCUGGGGCCUGAUCCUGUACCGCACCCACGUGCCCGUCAGCGCUCUGGACAAGGGUGCCACUUUGGAUGUGGGCACCCCGGUGCACGACUUUGCCUCUGUCUUCCUGGAUGGGCAGUUGGCAGGGCGCAUGGAACGCUCGUCCCAGGGCGACACCAGCCUCGCCAUGGGCAGGAACAACUUUGGAUGCAACGUGGAAAGCUGGGACUUCAAGGGCCUGCAAUCUAAGAAUGUAACCCUCAAUGGCAAGGUGCUGCGCGGCUGGGAGGUGUUUGCCCUCUCGCUGGACGACCUCUCCACCCUCUCCUACGCCCCUGGCACUGCUGGUGCCACCCUGCUAGCCGCCGCGCGCCGCCGCAUGCUGGCAGCGCCCAACCUGGCACGCCGGAACGCCGCGGCGGGGACCACCUUCUUCAGGGGGAACUUCUCCAUCGAUGGCACCACUGCCCUGCGCGGCGCCGACGGCCACCUGGCGGACACCUACCUCGCGAUGCAUGGCUGGGGCAAGGGCAUAGCCUGGAUCAACUCGUUUUGCUUGGGCUGGUUCUGGCCUUCACGGGGACCCCAGAUGACUCUGUAUGUGCCAGGACCUGUGCUGCGCGAGGGGGACAACGAGCUGAUCGUGCUGGAGGUUGUAACCAGCCGCUGCUCGACGUUCUCGACACGCACGCCUCGCCCGGGCGGGCCUGCAGCCCCAGCCGCAGCACCCUGGGCGAGGGCUGGCCGCGGGUUGCCGGGAAGCCGAAGGCCUCCAACCAGCAUACGCGGCCAGGGCAGUCUGGAUGGCAGCUACGACAGCGAGGAGCUAGACUACGGCCUGGCGAGGGAGCUGGAGGGCCUAGCGCAGCACGACAAGUACACAAAGCUCGCGUCCAAACUGCAGCUGCUUUAUGACGCCAGCGAGCGAGGCAAUGUGGAGUCAUGCAGCUGCUGCCGGGGGAGCGGAGAGCAGGAGUGCAACUGGUGUGCCAUGACCAUUGGCGACACGCUUUACUGCAGCAACGGCGGCUGCACACCCUGCCCUGUGUGUCGCGGCACGGGCGCAUGCCAGUGCCCCAACUGCCGCGGCACCGGCAAGCGCGCUUCAUGGCUGACUCCCUCUGGGUGA